This is a messenger RNA of Symbiodinium necroappetens, 1839 nucleotides long. NCBI's taxonomy places the organism in Eukaryota, Dinophyceae, Suessiales, Symbiodiniaceae. The record is from the annotation of a GenBank genome assembly.
GCGACAGGCGCCAAGGCCAACCGGGAGGCCCUCUACUUGGAUCCGACCCACCGGGAUCGAUGGGAGAAGUUGUCUCGCAGCUUCCUGGAGAGGGCUUUGGAAAGGAUGCAGGCAGAUGAAGCCCCGGAUGUUUGCGAACUUCGGCGCCUCGCAGCAUUGCAACAUUUCCUUGAGGUCGAUGUUGCCGACUUGAUCCUGCCUGCGCACCAGAGGUGCAGCGAGGACUCCUACUUGCCAGAGCCGCUUUGCGACGUCUGCGUGCAAUUCCUGAUGGAUGUCACGCGUGGAGUCUAUGUGGUUCAAGGCACCCGCUACGACUUCGAGGUCGCGUUGGCGGAGUCCGGACUGGAUGUCGAGAAGCAAAGCCUGGAGGUCGAAAACCUCAAAGAAGUCUUCUCCUCCAAGGUGGCUGCGGAUGUCCGGCGUCAUCUGACGGAGUCCGAUGCCGGGCACAUGGCACGAAGGGGUGCCAACCAGCUCGUACAGGCAGUUACGGCCCUGCUCACGCAGUCAGGCUUGGCAAACAUUGAGCGAGCCUGCGGGGAGCAAGUCAUCGUCAGCGGCGGUGACCAAGAGCUGUAUUUCGAGCUGAAGCAGGGGCCACCAAGAUGCUGGGAUCUCGUCCUCUCUUGCAAGAAGACGAACUUCACCAGCUUCAUGCUCAACUCGCGGAGCGACGCCAUGGAGGUUCUGGCCUGUUCUCCCAGCUCCCGCAUCGAAAGGUUUGCUGUCAUACGCCUCAUGGCGCAAUUGCAGUCGCUCUCCGUGGAGGUGCUGGAAUUCCGUUCCGAGGUGGAGCUCCAGAACGAAUUGGGUCUGCCAAUCUCACUGCCGCAUCCAGAGGCAGAGGCCAAGCGCAUCUCCAAGAAGGAGGGUGGCAUCCAGACCAGGGAUCACCCUUGUUCUAAGGCCUACGACUCAUUCCUGGAAUGUGUGCGGCGUUGCCCAGACAGCUACCAGAAGAAGUGUCGCACAGAAGCCGGCAAAUAUCUGGCGUGUAUGGAAGAGAACAAAUCCUGGAAGUCGCAAACGCGGUUCACGUACAUGCGAUUUCUGGAGCACUUCCGCCUCUUCACAGAAGGUUCUGGGGGCAGAGAAGAAGGGAUCGGCCGGUUCUUGUACAAAGAUCCGACUCCUAGGACCCAUGGUGUCGGCACCGUCAUGGAGUUUGGCCGUUCGGCCCUUAUUUGUGUCAGUUCAAGGCACAGCCUAGUCUGGAGGCAGGGGCCCGUCGUUUUCCAAGAGCAGGUUCUGAAACCAGAGCGGGCAGAGGUGAAAAGGCACGUGAAGCUUCCCAAGACGCAGGCCACAGAAGAAGGGCAGGAGCCAGCUGUUUCGAAGCGCCUCAAUCGCAACCCGGAAAUGCCCAUGCGCGAGAUGCCGAAACAGGCCGACCCACACGACUCCAAGUUCCGCGCGAGCCACGCCACAGCGUUCAAUUGGCAUCGGAUGGGAGCCAAAGGAGCUUGCGCGGCAGCACAAGGAGUGAAGCUGACGAUGUGUCCGUUUUGGGCUGAUUAUGCUCCGGAGAUGUCCGUCGCACGGUCUGACUUGUGCAGUGUGUUUCAGAAGGUGUCUGCAGCUUCGGAUGACGAGCGGAUACCACUGCCUGUCCGCGUGAUCAGUGAGCACUUCAACGUCGAACCAGUCUUUCUCUGGCGACUCGCUCUGGGCCUCGGUGCUGUGCUUGUUAUCUACCUCGUCAUUCUUCUCUGUUUCUUCAGAGGCACGGAAGCAAGACACGGAUGUCGUCAGCGCAUCGGCGAUUGUACGCAGGAGGUUUGCAGCCGGGAGAAUGUCAGCCCGACAGACUUGCGGGGUGUUGUUCGCUCCUUUUGA